CUGCACAGCCGCGCGGUCGCGUCGGAGAUCGCGCCCGCGGACCUCGCGCCGCCGUCCGGCGCGGACCUCCACGGCUUCGAGCUCGUCCGCGAGGAGUACGUCGCGGAGUACGACGCGAAGGCGUUCCUGUUCAAGCAUCUCAAGACGGGCGCGGAGGUCAUGUCGCUCUCGAACGACGACGAGAACAAGUGUUUCGGCGUGACGUUCCGGACCCCGCCGGAGAACAGCACGGGGAUCCCGCACAUCUUGGAGCACUCCGUGCUGUGCGGCUCGCGGAAGUACCCGAUCAAGGAGCCGUUCGUGGAGCUCAUCAAGGGGUCGCUGAACACGUUCCUGAACGCGAUGACGUACCCCGAUCGCACGUGCUACCCGGUCGCCAGCUGUAACCUUCAAGACUUCAAGAACCUUGUGGACGUGUACCUCGACGCGGUGUUCCACCCGAACUGCAUGACGAACGAGAAGACGUUCUUACAGGAAGGGUGGCACUACGAGCUGGAUGAUAAAGACGCGGAGAUGACGUUCAAGGGCGUCGUGUUCAACGAGAUGAAGGGCGUGUACUCGUCCCCGGAUUCGGUGCUCGCGACGGCGUGCCAGCAGGCGUUGUUCCCGGAUAACACGUACGGCGUGGACAGCGGCGGCGACCCGCGCGUCAUUCCGGAUUUGAGCUUCCAGGAGUUUCAGGAGUUCCACGGGAAGUUUUACCACCCGAGCAACGCGCGGAUGUGGUUCUACGGCGACGACGACGUCUCCGACCGCCUGAAGCUCUUGAACGAUUUCCUCGACGAGUUCGACAAGAAAGACGUCGACUCCUCCAUCGCCACGCAGCCGUUCUUCACGGAACCGAGGCGCGUCGUCAAGUCGUACAUCGCGGGCGAGGGCGAGGAGCAGCAGAAGUCGUUCGUGCAGGUGAACUGGCUCCUGAACGACGGCCCGUUCGACGUCGAGACCGGGCUCGCCGUCGGCUUCCUCGAUAACCUUCUCCUCGGCUCCCCCGCGGCGCCGCUGCGAAUGGCGCUGGAGGAGUCCGGCCUCGGCGAGGCCAUCGUGGGUUGGGGUCUCGAGGACGAGCUUCGUCAGCCGACGUUCGCGAUCGGUCUCAAGGGCGUCGCGAAAGAGGACGUUCCCAAGGUGGAGGCGUUGAUCGAGGCCACGAUCGCGAAGAUCGCGGAGGAGGGGUUCACGCGAGAGGCGAUCGACUCCUCCGUGAACACGAUCGAGUUCAGCAUGCGCGAGAACAACACCGGGCGGUUCCCGCGCGGUCUGUCGCUCAUGCUGCGGUCUCUGAGCGCGUGGCUGUACGAGAAGGAUCCGUUCCAGCCGCUUCGGUUCGAGGGCCCGCUCGCGGACCUCAAGGCGAAGAUGGCCGCGGGCGACGUCUUCAAGCCGCUGCUGAAGAAACUGUUGAUCGACAACGCGCACAAGGUGACCGUGGAGUUGAACCCGGACGCGACGCUCGCGUCGAAGCAAGAGGCGGACGAGAAGACGCGGAUCGCGGAGUACCGCGCCGGUCUGUCCCCGGAGGACAUCGAGAGGGUCGUCGCGGAGACGGAGGAGCUGAAGACGUUGCAAGAGACGCCGGACUCGCCCGAGGCGACGGCGUGCGUUCCCACGCUCGAGAUCGGGGACAUCCCGAAGACGUCCAAGGCGAUCCCGAGCGAGACGUCGUCCAUCGGGGAGACCACGGUGCUGACGCACGAUCUGUUCACGAACGACAUCCUGUACGCGGAGCACCUCAUGGACCUCCACGCGGUCCCCAUGGACCUCAUGCCGCUCGUCCCGCUGUGGUGCCGCGCGAUGCAGCGCAUGGGCACGAACAAGCGGGACUUUGUCGAAUUCGACCAAACCAUGGGCGCGCAAACCGGCGGGUUCUCCCUCUCCCCCUUCACGUCGUCCAUGCGCGGCAGCGACGACGUCGCCGCGUACCUCAUGCUCCGGGGCAAGUGCACGUCCGCGCAGUCCGGGAUGAUGCACGACCUCAUGACGGAGAUGCUCCUCGACGCGAAGCUCACGGAUAGGGACGUCUUCAAGCAACUCGUGAACGAGUCGCGCACCGGGAUGGAAUCCAGGGUCCAAGCCGGCGGGCACUCCGUCGCCGCGGGCCGCCUCGACGCGCAAGACUCCGUCGCCGGGUACGUCAGCGAGCAGCUCGGCGGGCUCGCGCAGCUGGAAUACCUCAGAGCGCUCGCGAAGAGGGUGGACUCGGACUGGGACUCGGUCGUCGCGGAUCUGGAGAAGAUUCGCGCCGCCGUCGUCCAACGCGCGGGGUCGGUGACGAAUCUCACCGCGGACGCGAACACGCUCGACCGCGUGAACGCGUCCGUGACCGGGUUCCUCGACGCCUUGCCCGCGACCGGCGUUGGGUCCGCGACCGAGCCGUGGUCGCCGUCGCUCGUGCUGUCCCCCGUGAACGAGCUCAUCACGGUGCCGACGCAAGUCGGCUACGUCGGGAAAGCCGCCAACUUGUACAAAGCCGGGUACGACCUCCACGGCAGCGCGUACGUGGUGAACAAACUGUUGGGCACGACGUGGCUGUGGGACCGCGUGCGCGUCGUCGGCGGAGCGUACGGCGGCUUCUCCGACUUCGACUCGCACAGCGGCAUGUUCACGUACUUAUCCUACCGCGACCCCAACCUCAUGAAGACGGUGGAAAAUUACGACGGCACCGUGGACUACCUCAAAUCCCUGGAGAUCGGCGGCGACGAGCUCACCAAGGCGAUCAUCGGCACGAUGGGCGACAUCGACGCGUACCAGCUCCCGGACGCGAAGAGGUACACGUCGCUCAUGCGUCACCUUCUGAAGGUGUCGGACGAAGAGAGACAAGAGCGUCGCGAACAAAUCUUGUCGACGAGCCAGAAGGACUUCAGAGCCUUUGGCGAAGCGCUCGAGGCGACGCGCGCGCCGGGGGCCAAGGUGUGCGCGGUCGUGUCCCCGGAGGCGGCGGAGAAGGCGGUGAAGGAGCGACCGGAUCUGGACUUCAAGGUGACGUCCGUGAUGUGAUCGGCGGUUUGGUCGGUCGGUCGGAGAGAGAGAGAGAGAGGGCGGCGGGGACGCCGUCCAGUCUGGCGGCGUCGCGCGGCGAAAAUCAUCAGACUGGAAGAAAUUUUGCCAUUGUUUAAAAUUCGAACCCGACCACGAC
Micromonas pusilla CCMP1545 is the source of this 3136-nucleotide messenger RNA. RefSeq lists its product as uncharacterized. The coding region runs from base 160 to 2997 and encodes 945 amino acids. Gene Ontology annotation, molecular function: metal ion binding; metalloendopeptidase activity. NCBI's taxonomy places the organism in Eukaryota, Viridiplantae, Chlorophyta, Mamiellophyceae, Mamiellales, Mamiellaceae. Gene Ontology annotation, biological process: protein processing. The record is from RefSeq and is a predicted model, not a curated record. The transcript is spliced from 3 exons.